AUGCAGUCCUCUCUUUUACUUUUCUCUGCCGCCUUUGGCGCGGCCAACGCUUAUACCAUCACGACGGCCGACAGAUUCAUGUUGAAGAACAUUGACCCGAUUGUAUUUCCCGGACAGUACAGCAAGAGCCACUUGCACUCGUUUUUUGGAUCGGAUGCCGUCACCAUCAACACGACCACUUCAGCAGAGCUCCAGGCUGGCUGCUCGACCGCCCAGAACCCCAACGAUUACUCUGUCUACUGGGUUCCGACUCUGAUAUACACCAGCCCCACAGACAAUGCGCAGUAUCCUGUGCCGAUCAACCGCUUCAGCGCAUACUACGUCUCUAUUGAGAAUGCUGAGGUAGCAAUCCCUCAGAACUACAGGGGAGUGGCCGGAAAGUCAGGGGCGACAUCUCAGGCAGAUGUGGAGGACCUCGCCGGCAUCUCCUGGUUCUGCGAGGGUGACAGCGACCAGCCCGAGAAGGACGCCGCGGCGUUUCCGCUGAAGACCUGCAGCACGCAUCUGCAGACCCUACUGCUCUUCCACGACUGCGUCAACGAGGAGACGCUCGAUUCGGCCUACUCCGGCACUCAGAACUGGAACUCGACCUACAAGGCUACGAACCGCUGCCCCGAGGGCAUGAAGAGGAUGCCCCAGCUGCGAUUCUCCAUCCGCUACGACCUGCGCACGGCUCUCCCCGACGGCUGGGAGGGCCAGCCUCCUCUGGAGCUCGCCUGCGGGCCUGGCUACUGCAGCCACGGCGAUUUCAUCAACGGAUGGCUACCUGAGGCCGCCGAGAACAUGCUCCUGGCCAACGACAAGAGGGAGUUUGCUGGUGUCAGUGGUCCGGAUGGAGAUUACAAUGAUGGCUCAGUCUGCGGUGCUAAGAACGCCGUCGACGCUGACCCAGACCACGGCACGGACGAUUACGCCGAGAGUGUUGCUUUGAUGUCGAAGCGUAACGUUGACAGCAGGCGCCGCCGAGUCUAA
Molecule: messenger RNA, 972 nt
Organism: Truncatella angustata
Lineage: Eukaryota; Fungi; Ascomycota; Sordariomycetes; Amphisphaeriales; Sporocadaceae
Exons: 2
Coding region: 1-972 (323 amino acids)
Source: RefSeq, a predicted model, not a curated record